GUGACAUUUACGACUGAUUGCUAUGAGCGAAACGAUGUUUAUAAAAUUUGAAAUCAAACAAAGGCCAAUUAGUAAUUAAUUGUGCGUUUCGAAGAGAAGAACAGUUUAUUACAGUGUCCCUAUGUUAUUGUACAAUAUAUGUCGUAUAUAUUGAAGGAAGUAUCGACUGUUUUAUAUACUGUUUUAUAUUUAUAAAGUAGCGAAUAUGAAGUUAAUAAUUAUUUCCGUGUUGUUGGGGAUGUGUUGGGCUAGAAAGUUACAUAUUCGAGAGGCAGGACCUAAGUAUGAAUGUUCCCACUGUCAGCCAGAACAGAUACAUAUUGCCUUUGGAGAAAAAGUAAACGACAUAGUGGUAACAUGGUCGACGUUCAACGACACGGAGGAGUCGCGCGUGCAGUACGGAGUGGGCAUCAUGGACACGGAGGCGACUGGCUCCAGCAAACUGUUCAUCGACGGAGGCAAGCUCAUGCGCAGCCAGUACAUACACACCGUCACAUUGAAGGACCUUAAGUUUAACACGAGAUAUGUGUACCACGCGGGCUCUGUGUACGGCUGGUCCGAGGAGUUCUGGUUCCACACGCCGCCAGCAGGCGAGGACUGGCCCGUGCGCGCUGCCAUCUACGGAGACAUGGGCAACAAGAAUGCACAUUCUCUAUCUUACCUGCAAGACGAGGCGCAACGUGAUCACUUCGACCUGGUGCUGCACGUGGGAGACUUCGCGUACGACAUGGACACCGACAACGCACUGGUCGGGGACGAGUUCAUGAGGCAGAUACAGCCGUUGGCAGCCAUCGUGCCUUACAUGACCUGUCCUGGGAACCACGAACAGGCUUACAACUUCAGCAACUACGCGGCUCGCUUCACGAUGCCCGGCCCGGACUCGAGUCUGUUCUACAGCUUCGACCUGGGCCCGGUACACUUCGUGUCCAUCUCCACCGAGGUAUACUACUUCACGCGGUACGGACUCAAGCUCAUCGUCAACCAGUACAACUGGCUCAAGGAGGAUCUCGCUAAGGCCAAUCUGCCGGAGAACAGACGGCGGCGGCCCUGGCUGGUGGUGAUGGGGCACCGGCCCAUGUACUGCAGCGACUCCAACGACAUCGACUGCAGCUGCGAGUACACACGGAACGGACUGCUCGGCGUCUACGGCCUGGAGCCGCUCCUGAUGGAGUUCGGCGUGGACCUGGUCAUCUGGGCACACGAGCACUCGUACGAGCGGACCUGGCCGCUCUUUGACAACAGGGUCUACAACGGAUCCUACGACAAGCCCUACGUCAACCCUGGAGCUCCGGUGCACAUCAUAACAGGGUCGGCAGGCUGCCAAGAGGCUACCGAUCCCUUCAGACCGGACCCGAUGUCGUGGUCUGCGUUCCGGAACAGUGACUACGGGUACACGAGGUUCGUGGCGCACAACAAGACGCACAUCUACAUGGAACAGGUGGACGUGGAUCUAAAAGGCAAAAUAAUCGACUCGUUCUGGCUCGUCAAGAAUCAGCACAAAUCUUACAACAUCAAACAUUAAAUAAAAUAAAUAUAAUUAGGUACUUUAGUUUUAUAUAAAUACAAUAGCUAUGAUUAGUUCAUCACUGAUCUUAAUGAGGCUACGAAAUAAGAAUGUGCAUAUCAUUGCAGGAGUUUUCAAUGGUGCUUUUCUACCAGAUAUGUGCAAUAUAAGUAAAAUAUAGCUCAACUAAAUCCGUUUCCACCAGUGCUAAGCUAUGUGUACCAACGAAUAUGAUUGGUGGAACCCAAACGCAUUCACGGCAACGUAGCAUAACACAUCUCUAGUGGAAAAGCUACCUAAUUCUCAAUUUGACUGUGAUUUUAAUGUUUGACCAAAAAUACAUUCAAGUAUUAGUAAUCUAAAUUUUUAGGAACGUUUAGUAUUAAUACUAAUGUGAUAUUGUUUACAGAACAUUUUCCAAAAUGUUAUAUUUACAUAAUGUCUUAUGCACGUCUGUACAGAUACUGUUGGUACAAAUAAUGACGUUUUGAGUAAAAUUACGAAUAGUUUUAGUCUUUAGGAACUGCGACAAUGUCGUAGAAAAAGUAGAGAUGUUGUACAAUUCUCUGUUUAGCCUUCACAGAUUUGUAUUCAUCACAAUAUUAUCAAUUUAUGAUAUCUCUUAUUGAUUGUAAAAUAAUUCUUACUACCUACAUGUCUAUUGUCUAAUGAAUAUUCAAUUGGAAUGAAUUAAAUAAAUAAAUAAUCUACAA
Messenger RNA from Spodoptera frugiperda (fall armyworm), 2217 nucleotides. Its product is annotated as acid phosphatase type 7. Bases 206 to 1522 code for a protein of 438 amino acids. Gene Ontology annotation, molecular function: acid phosphatase activity; metal ion binding. The record is from RefSeq and is a predicted model, not a curated record. NCBI's taxonomy places the organism in Eukaryota, Metazoa, Arthropoda, Insecta, Lepidoptera, Noctuidae. The transcript has 10 exons.